Oxyura jamaicensis (ruddy duck) is the source of this 5567-nucleotide messenger RNA. RefSeq names its product leucine rich repeat containing 8 VRAC subunit B (gene LRRC8B). The record is from RefSeq and is a predicted model, not a curated record. The transcript is spliced from 5 exons. Gene Ontology annotation, molecular function: protein binding. Lineage: Eukaryota; Metazoa; Chordata; Aves; Anseriformes; Anatidae. The coding region runs from base 320 to 2728 and encodes 802 amino acids.
CGCGCGGCGGGGCGGGCCUGGAGCCGAGGAGCGCCGGUUGCAGCCGGUGCCUCGCGCUGCGCUGCGGGCUGACGGGCGGGCAGGCGACGGGCACGGCUCGGUGAGGGGCUCGGUGUGGCGAGGCGAGGCUCGGCGCCGCGGCCAGGAACAUAUUACAACCAUCCUGUCCUUCUUCAGCUGCUUUACCUUGAGCAGGCCUGAAUGAAGACAAAUGUGAAGAUGGCAUGUCCAAGGAAUUUUAAAAGGUGUAGACCUCCUGACUGAGAGGUGCUGUAUAUUUCAUUCUCUUUAAUAAACUGCUGUCUCACAGGUGAAAGUCAUGAUCACGCUAACAGAACUCAAAUACUUAGCAGAUGCCCAGUCAUCCUACCACAUACUAAAACCAUGGUGGGAUGUCUUCUGGUAUUACCUCACCAUGAUAAUGCUGCUAGUUGCUGUGCUUGCUGGGGCUCUCCAGCUUACUCAAACCAGAGUGUUGUGUUGUCUUCCUUGCAAGCUAGAAUUUGACAAUCAUUGUGCCGUGCCUUGGGAUUUAGUUAAAACCAACCUUAACAUGUCUGCUAGCUCUACAGCACAGAUAAUCAUCCCGCUUAAAAUCCAGAAUGAUCUCCAUCGGCAGCAGUAUUCCUAUAUUGAUGCAGUAUGUUAUGAGAGACAGCUUCAUUGGUUUGCCAAAUUUUUUCCAUACCUAGUGCUUCUGCAUACCUUUAUUUUUGCAGCUUGCAGUAAUUUCUGGCUUUACUAUCCUAGUACAAGUUCCAGGCUUGAGCACUUCGUAGCAAUUCUUCAGAAGUGUUUUGAUUCUCCAUGGACAACACGUGCCCUCUCAGAAACAGUUGCCGAGCAGUCUGUGAGGAAGUUGCCAAUAGCCAAAUCCAAAGCAGUGAUUUCAUCACCUGGGAGUUCAGUAGAUAUAGGGGCUAGCAGACAGUCCCUGCCAUAUACGCAGCCUGGCUUGGAAACAACUGGAAGAGAAAACUCCUCAAGCGUUCUUGACAAAAAAGAAGGGGAACAAGCUAAAGCUAUAUUUGAAAAAGUGAAGAAAUUCAGAGUACAUGUUGAAGAGAAGGAUGUCAUAUAUAAAGUGUAUAUGAAACAGAUCAUAGUCAAAGUCAUUGUGUUUGUAAUAAUAAUAUUUUAUGUUCCCUAUUAUUUAUCCUUUAUUACACUUGAAAUAGAUUGUGUAGUUAAUGUUCAAGCCUUUACAGGCUACAAAAGGUACCAGUGUGUUUAUUCACUAGCAGAAAUUUUUAAAGUUCUGGCUUCAUUUUACGUUGUUUUAGUGAUCUUCUAUGGCUUAACUUGUACGUACAGUUUGUGGUGGAUGUUAAGAAGUUCACUUAAGCAAUAUUCUUUUGAGAAGCUGAGAGAGAAAAGUAACUACAGCGAUAUACCUGAUGUAAAGAAUGACUUUGCAUUUAUUCUCCACUUGGCAGAUCAGUAUGAUCCUCUUUAUUCCCAACGAUUCUCAAUAUUCUUGUCUGAUUUGAGUGAAAACAAACUGAAACAGAUUAAUCUGAACAAUGAAUGGUCAGUGGAAAAACUGAAAAAUAAACUAGUAAGAAAUUCCCAGGACAAGAUUGAACUUAACCUUUUCAUGUUAAAUGGUCUUCCAGACAGUGUAUUUGAACUGACAGAAAUAGAAGUCCUAAGCUUGGAACUUAUUCCCGAAGCCAAACUUCCUUCAGCUGUGACCCAGCUAGUCAAUCUCAAAGAACUCAACGUUUAUCAUUCAUCGCUAACUAUGGAUUAUCCAGCAGUGAGCUUUUUAGAAGAAAAUCUGAAAACAUUGCGUCUGAAAUCGAGUGAGAUGGGAAGAAUUCCCUUUUGGGUCUUUCAUCUGAAAAACCUUAAAGAAUUGUGCUUAACAGGAUAUUUCGUGCUAGAUCAUCACAACUCCAUUUACAAUGAAAGCUUUCAGGGACUAAAAAAUCUGAAAUCAAUUCACUUAAAAACCAACCUUUCCCGUAUACCUCAAGUGGUUACAGAUCUUCUGCCUUCUUUGCAACACUUGUCUAUCAACAACGAGGGAAAUAAAUUGAUAGUGCUAAAUAACUUAAAGAAGCUGGUAAACCUGAGAACCUUGGAAUUAAUCUGCUGUGAUCUAGAGCGCAUUCCCCAUUCUAUUUUUACACUAAACAAUUUGCAUGAGAUUGACUUAAAAGAAAAUAAUCUCAGAACAGUGGAAGAAAUAAUUAGUUUUCAGCAUCUUAAGAACCUUUCUUGCUUAAAACUCUGGCACAACAGCAUUUCAUAUGUUCCAGUGCAGAUUGGUGCAUUAUCAAAUCUGGAACAACUGUAUCUAAAUUACAAUAAUAUUAAAAAUGUUCCGUUGCAGCUAUUUCUUUGCAAAAAGUUGCAACAUUUGGAUCUUAGCUAUAAUAAGCUAACCUCUAUACCCGAAGAGAUCAGUUAUCUGACCAAUCUACAGUACUUGGCUUUGACAAAAAACCAUAUUGAAUUGCUGCCUGAUGGAUUAUUUCAGUGCAAAAAGCUGCAAUUUCUUCUUCUGGGAAAUAACAGUCUGAUGAAUUUGUCCCCUUGCGUGGGUCAGCUACUGAAUCUUGUUCAAUUAGAGCUUGUUGGAAACUAUCUUGAAUCACUUCCUGCUGAACUAGAAGAAUGUCAGUUCCUAAAACGGAAUAGUCUAAUUGUAGAAGAAAGGUUGUUAAAAACACUUCCACCUCGUGUAAGAGAGCGUUUGCAGACAUGCUCAGAUAAGUGCUAAGCUUGAAAUGAAACUCUACAUCAGUGCACCCUGUAAGCCUUUUCACUCAAUACUCUCUAAAGAUCUGUAUAGAUGGAGAGAAUAGCAGUUUACAGAUCAGUCUUAAACUUACAUGCAUUGAGCAGAGUUGAUUGUAGUGGAAAAAAAAAUUGUUUGGACUUGAACAAAACAUACAGCCUUUAACAGGUAAUCAUGUAUUUGUAACGUCUGAAAUAUGAAUUGCCGAUUUGAUUCUACUAUUUGAAAUAACUUAGUUAAAUGUUUAUGAUAGUAUUGGAAUGGAAGAGUUGAUUGCCUGGCUAUAGUGAGUGUGUGUAUAUACUUUUUUUUCCUAUGGGGGAUUUAUUUCUGUUGAUAGUGAUAAUUUUAAACAGUUUCAUCUCCUGCCAUAUGAGGCCUAAAAACUGUCUGGAAUUAGUUUUUAAAUGUGAACUCUUCACUAACUCAGAAUAUCUUAAAUUGAGAAUUUAAACUAUUUGAGCAGUUCAAUUGCAUGGGAUAUACUGAAAAUCAUUUUUCAAGAUACCUUAAUUUUUGAAGAUUUUUGACAAGUACUAAGCAUUAAUUUUAUAAUUGUGGAAGAUGCCAUUUAUGUCUUGCUAUUAAAACCAGUUGGGCAAUAAUAUCUGAAGUCAGUUUCAGUAUUUUUGUCUUAAAUAGCAAGUACAAAACGUUGCCUAGAAAUCGGGAGGAACCAGAAGAAUCUGGAAUAUCUGUUGUGCACAUGUACUAGUCAAAUUUUACAGUACUGAUUUUCAUAGAUAAUGAUGGCAAACAGAACACGAUAAGGUUAUAAAGCUGUCUUCUGUGUGUUGUGAGCAUCCCAGGUGUCAGUGUAAUGUAUGUUGCUAUUUAAUGUUUUUUAUAACCUCUCACUUACUGACUGCCUCAGUGCUUCUCCAUGCCCAGUUAUGGUAUUUUGGUGGCUGAGGAGAGGAAGAAAGAGGUAUGUGUUAGAUAGGAACUGAAAAACAAAGUUAAAACAAACCAAAUAAUCACACAGUUCAUAAGUACCUGGGAGUGAAAACCAGGAAAGCAUUAUAAACUUUGUCUCUUCGAGGGAUGGAAUAAUUUCAUAAUUAAUAGUGGUGAAAUAAGUUCUUAUGCCAUCCUUAAUAUUUGCAAAACUGGAUGGAAAUAAAAUGGUUCCUGACUUUAUUAAUUUUUCUGCUGUGCGCUGUUUUAUUGUACUUGAAGACUUAACUCUGCAGACAUUUAUUAUGCUCACUUAAGAAGUUCUGCCCCUGGAAAAAAAAAAAAAAAAAAAGAGCAUGCUUUCCAAAAUACACAGGUUUGAAAACUUGUAGUAUAUUAAAGUUUUCAAAAAAAUCUUAAUUAUAGUAAAAUAAAUGAGGUAAAUUGUGCUCUUAAAGACUUCAUUGUCAUCAAGUGUGCUAACUAUACAUUCCAGGUUGCAAUAACAAAUAAUCACAGAUAAGCCAGUUUUAGUAUUAGACUGUUUCUAGUCAUCUCUUGCUUCCAUUUCAGUGCCACUUCUGUGGAGAGUAAAGUUUAUUUUGAAUGAAAAUACCAAAAGUGAGUCUGAUCAACGUGGAAGUAGAUGUCUCUGCAGUAGCAGUGCAAGAGGUACCUCUUCAUUCACUGUACUGGUGGUAUUCCAAAGACCUCUGUAGUUAGAGCACUUUUCUUCUCAGGGAACCAAAAUGUGUAAUUAUUACGUUUUUUGUAGUUCUAGCAAUGGUUAGUAUAAGCUGAUUAGUUGUUUUUAUGUGCAGAUCAGUACAGUUGGAAUAGUCUUUCAUAGCAACCGUAUGUAGUUCUCCCAAACUCUAUUUCCGUCUAACUUUGAGUUGUGUAAUAAUUCCACAGGAAUUGACAUGGUUCAGAAACAGAGCCAGUCAUGGUAGAUGUGAUCGAUUAAACUGGAGUAUGCUGAUUUGCACCCCUGUGGCUGGAGCUUUGUUAAUUGCAGAUCUAUGUUAGGACGUUAUAAAUUAACACUGGGGAAUGUUUCAUGCCAUAAUUUGACACCUGAGACGUGUGGCUUAGUAAUUUUUUGAAAAAAUAAGCAAGUAUUUUCUUUAAAGCCUUUUUUUUGAAAUUGGCAAUCUGUAUCAAAAAUGUUGAAUAAGCAAGUAACCAUGUACGUGGUUUUGGCCAAUAACUUCAGUUUUUUAGCAGUGAAUCUGCCUUUUGCCACAAUCAACACAACUGAUAGGUGAGCAAAUCUUAAGUAUGCAUUUUAGAAUAGUUCUGUCAGAGUGAAAUAACACAAAACUUUGAAAGGUACUUCAUUUAUGUAAUGUGUAAUCUCAAGUCCUUUAGGAAAUGGUUUAAAAAAAAAUGCAUAAGUAUACAAACGAUGUUUUAUAAUUUAAGUAGUUUACAUUUUUUCAUUCAGACAUCUUUUUCAGUGUGCACCACCUUAGGAGGGUUGUUUUUUUCACUGUAUGUUUGAGUGUUUACAAGACACCCAGAGAAAAGCCAGAAGGGUUAAAGGCUAGAAUUUCUAGCCUUCCUUUCAAUCCACAGUGUGCCUUUUAUUAUCCAUUUUCUACCAUUAAGCCCAAUCCCUAUGUUUAGAAGUGAGGACGGAGACAAAUACAACCCUGAAUUUCUUGAAUUUAUUUCAGCUGUGACCUUAAUAUUCAGUAUUUCUUCAAAGAGAGGAGGUUUUCAGGGAAUCCAUCUGAAUACAUUGUCAUAAGCUUUAUACAAUAAGCGGUACUGGCAUCUAGUCUUUGUAUUAAACAAUGGCUUCCAAUCAAAAAAAGGCUUUUCAAGUUGUUUGUGUUGUGUUGUUGGAGAACUUUGUAUUGUGCCCUUCCAUAUCGUGAAUGCUUUUUAAAAAACAAAUUAAAUUUUUUUUGCAUUACAA